AUGGUCAUGGAUGUCGCUCGCACGUCCAUGAUCCAUGCGGCUGCUCCCCAUUUUCUGUGGCCGUUUGCGGUUCAGUACGUGGCGCAUCAGAUCAACCUUCAGCCCCGGGUCUCCAUGCCCGACACCUCCCCCACUCUGAGGUGGACAGGGCAGUUCCCUGUGUCUUCCUUGGCUUCCCCCCUGACGCGCCUGGUUGGCAGUUUUACCACCCCACCUUGCGCCGUGUUCUGUCCUCCCAGGACGUCACGUUUGACGAGUCGGUUCCGUACUACCGUCUCUUCCCCUACCGCGCUGCCCCCCUUCUCACCUCCCCCGCCGCUCUUCCUUGCGCCAGGUCCCCCCCCGGUAGACCCCCUCCCCCCUCAGGGUCCUGCUCCUUCAGGUGUGUCUCAGGUAGACCCCCCCCCCUUGGCUGAGCCUUUGGAGGUCACUUCCGACACCUCUGGCUCACCUGAGGGGGGUGACGUUGCUGCUGACGCCCCGGCGGCCUACCGCCGCGCACCACGCUUGGAGACCCCUCCGGGGUUCCCUCCGCGACCUUCUUCACCGCCUCUGCAGCCGGUUCCUGUUGACUCUGGUGCUGUUGGGGGUGGUGCUCCUGGAGGUGCUGCGUCUGGGGGUGCUGAGCCUGUGCGUGCGGAGCCUGGGGGUGCUGAGUCUGGAGGUGAGACGCUUGAGGGUACUGGGACUGCUGGUGCGCGGCCUACUUGGAGUGGCCGCCUUCGUCCGCGUGUGCCUCUCACCACUCAGCAGCUGCACGACUGGUACGGUCGCCGUCAGCGUCGCGCUGCUGGAGCCCGGGGCUCUGCUGCUGGAGGUACUGGAGCUACUGGGGCUGGGGGUGCUGCGCCUGGAGGUGCCGUUGCUGGAGACACUGAGGCUGGAGACCUUGGGACUGGAGGUGCUGGUUCUGGGGGUGCUCGUGCUGUGGGAGACCCUGAGGUUGGAGACCCUGGGACUGGAGGUGCCGGUUCUGGGGGUGCUGCUGCUGGUGACGCUGGUUCUGGUGGUGCUGCUGCUGGGGGUACCGGCUCUGCGACUGGAGCUGCUGGAGCUGCUGGAGGCACUGGAGCUGCUGGAGUUGUUGGAGACCCUGGGGCUGCUGGAGGUGCUGGAGCUGCUGGAGGCGCUGGAGCUGCUGGAGGUGCUGGAGCUGCUGGAGCUGCUGGUGCUGGUGCAGCUGCACCGACGCAACUGUAG
Molecule: messenger RNA, 1200 nt
Organism: Closterium sp. Yama58-4
Lineage: Eukaryota; Viridiplantae; Streptophyta; Zygnematophyceae; Desmidiales; Closteriaceae
Source: the annotation of a GenBank genome assembly